CGGCCUGAGGGGGCAGCACCGAGCCUCCAGCCCGGAGGACUGACUGGAGUUAAAGCCCCAGAAGCAGCCGCUCUCCCCACGUGUGAACAUGCCUUCUGCAGGAGGAAAGAUAAACAGACCGAAAACUGAGCUGUCGAGGAACCUGUUCAAGCGUCGGCGUGUCCUGAGCAGAGAGAAGAGGAAGAGGCAUCUGAUCGUCGGGGCUGUCGUGGAUCAGGGACUCAUCACCGUGCAUCACCUGAAGAAGAGGAAGUCGAGUGCGCGGGCGAACAUCACGCUGUCGGGAAAGAAGAGGAGGAAGCUGAUCAAGCAGCUGCAGCACAUGCAGAACGAGAAGAGCAGCAUGGAGGCUGAGACAACAGCAGCACCACAGAAGAAGAACACUCAGGAGACUGCUCCGAGCAAGAAGAAGAAUAAGAACCAGGAGAAGAAAUCAGCAGGAGCUCAGGGAGACGUGGAGAUGGCUGACAUGGAGUAAAGAGAGCAGAAAUGGACUGAGAUGAGACGUUGGAGAGUCUGAGGCAGAGGCUCGGAUCAGGGGCAGAGGCUCGGAUCAGGGGCAGAGGCUCGGAUCAGGGGCAGAGGCUCGGAUCAGGGGUAUUGGUGUGGAUAGUUGUGGCUGUGUUGAGUUAUUGUUUGUCAAAGAUCCUUAAAAUGUUUGUUUUAAUAAACCUUCUCUUUAAUAAUCCA
Messenger RNA from Eleginops maclovinus (Patagonian blennie), 690 nucleotides. It is a transcript of the gene c17h11orf98, whose product is annotated as chromosome 17 C11orf98 homolog. The transcript is spliced from 4 exons. Lineage: Eukaryota; Metazoa; Chordata; Actinopteri; Perciformes; Eleginopidae. Bases 89 to 478 code for a protein of 129 amino acids. The record is from RefSeq and is a predicted model, not a curated record.